AUGGAGGCCUCCGAGGUAUGGUCGAUUGGCAGCAUCGACCCCAUGGGCGAAGAACUAAACCCCGCCAGGUCUGCUCAGUCUCGAUGGCUGCAGGCUUGUUUCUACAUUGCAGGCUUCGCGACACUCCUUGGGUGGCAAAUCAUAUUGAGCUUCACACACAGCUUCGACUGCACCCUUUUCCGCGGCAAGCGCUUUGCAGGAGCUGGAUGGGCAUUCUGGUGUUCGAUGGGAUACUCGCUAACUGUGAACAUUACCCAGCUGGUGCUUACAAGUCGCACCGUGGUCUCUCGGAUCCCUUUCGCCCUGCGCUGGAACGUCGCCGCCGUGUGCUCUGCCCUGUCACUGAUCGGCCUCUUGCUUUGCCAUCUCUACACCACCCCGGACAAUCUGGAGAUGGGUUUUGCCUUGGCGGUGGCUUGUGUUUCGCUCACAGGCGCGGCUUCCGGGAUCUGGCAGGCCUGCGCAUUCGGCCUGGCCGGAUGCCUCGCCCCAUCAUAUGCCCAGGCCGUCAUGUUCGGACAGGGCCUGAGUGGGGUGUUCUCAAGCAUUGUUGGUGCCUCAUUCAGCUCCUCAAGGCUUGGCCUGAUUUUCAGCUUCACCUUCGCCGCGGUCUUCGAGCUGCUGGGCAUCCCCGUCCUCUAUGCUAUGACUCGAAAUCCGAUUGUGCAGGAAGCUGGAGCCUUGAAGCCCGCGACGAUGGAGAACCAGGUGACACCGUCUAGCAGCCCAGUGCUGACCCGCGCACGCUCCUCACGCGAGAUCCUUGUCCAGAACGCCUGGCCACAGGCCGUGACAGUGGCUGCCGUGUUCGGUGUCAGCUUCACCGUCUUCCCAGGCGUCACAUCUCGGCUUUCGCCUGGCAGCCGCGUGCCGCUGCUCAUUUCGCUUUUUCAGAUCAUGGACUUCCUUGGCCGCUUCGCUCCGAAAUGCUCGGUGCUGCGCAUGGAUGAAGGGUCCGUGGUCUCCGCACUGGCCGCUCUGCGAAUCUUUUUUGUGCCACUCUUCAUCGCCAUGCAGCGCCAAAGCGAGCAGACUUGGGCCCACAAUGGUGUCUUGCAGGUUCUGGUGAUGGUUGCUUUUGCCUUUUCCAACGGCUAUGUGUCCACGUUGUCCAUGAUGCUUGGUCCAGCGCAACGCGGCGUUUCUGCUGAUGAACGAGAGCCCGUGGGUACAAUGAUGUCUUUGUCGUUAGUCUUCGGAAUUUGGCUUGGAAGCUUACUCGGCAUCGUCACCCAAGUCGGCAUGCAGGAGGUCAACACAUGCUGA
Symbiodinium necroappetens is the source of this 1266-nucleotide messenger RNA. The record is from the annotation of a GenBank genome assembly. Lineage: Eukaryota; Dinophyceae; Suessiales; Symbiodiniaceae.